Messenger RNA from Sordaria macrospora k-hell, 312 nucleotides. RefSeq lists its product as uncharacterized. Lineage: Eukaryota; Fungi; Ascomycota; Sordariomycetes; Sordariales; Sordariaceae. The record is from RefSeq and is a predicted model, not a curated record.
AUGCCUCAGAAAAUUGCCUUUGCGCAGGACGUUCAGCUCCGUCCCAGAGCUCGGUCCGAGCCGCUCAACCAGCGCUCCCCGACCCCAUUUCCCGGCGAGAGACCUAGUAGCGCCACAACCACGAGCUCGAACAAGAUGUUUUCGUUCCGCGAUGGCCGCGGCCGUAACCACUCUGGCGCCAGCGAAACCAGCCGUGGCACUUCGAUUUUCACGUCGAUAUCCGGCCAUUCGUCAUCGCAAUCUUCUGGUCGCCUUAAGAGAGCGUGGGACAAGGUUCUUAGUCGCUUGGGCUCGGGUUCGAAAACCCCCUGA